AUGCCAAUUAUAUGGGGGCAUACAACAUGUGCCUGCAAGCGAGCUGCAUACAAUUAUGAAGCCCUGGCCAUUUCGAGGAUGGGCUCUGGAUGUUAUAGGAGAAAUAAGGCCAACCUCGUCGAAAUAAUAAAGGCGAAUGGCCAAGUCGAAGCUGCUAAUAAGGUAAUCAUCAGCCUAAUAAGGAAACACAUAGGAAAGAAGCCAAGAAAUUGGCAUAAGACGUUGGAUCAAGCUUUGUGGGCGUGUCGAACGUCACCAAAAGAAGCAAUUGCAAUAACCCCAUUUCGACUGGUGUAUGGGCACGACGCAGUAUUGCCAAUAGAGAUUCAGGUCCAGGCGGUCAGAACCCAAAGGCAGUACGAAAUACAUUCUGAAGAUUACUGGAGUAUGAUGACAGACGAAUUGGUCGACGUAGAUGAAGAAAGAAUGUUAGCGUUGGACUCCCUACAAAGGCAGAAAGAGAAAGUCGCCCGAACCUACAAUAAAAAGGUGAAAGGUAAAGCGUUUGCUGUUGACGAUCUGGUUUGGAGAGUGAUCCUGCCUAUGGACAGAAAUGAUAGAGUUUUUGGAAAAUGGUCCCCUAAUUGGAAAGGACGGUUUAAAAUGUUGCAGGCCUUUUCCAACAACGCCUACAAAGUCGAAGAGUUGGCAUCAGAUAGGCGAAUUCUAAGAGUGAAUGGAAAGUACUUGAAAAAAUAUAGGUCUCUCCUUCAAGAGGUCAAAAUUUUGGCAGACUAA
Molecule: messenger RNA, 738 nt
Organism: Lathyrus oleraceus (garden pea)
Lineage: Eukaryota; Viridiplantae; Streptophyta; Magnoliopsida; Fabales; Fabaceae
Exons: 2
Coding region: 1-738 (245 amino acids)
Molecular function (GO): nucleic acid binding
Source: RefSeq, a predicted model, not a curated record